AUACUCCUUUAAAAAAAAACAAAAAAAACUUUUUUCUUCAAAAAAAAAAAAAAAAUGUCUUCACCUACUGCUGAAAACAAUGGUUCGUCAACUACCACACCUGUCGAACAACAACAACAACAACAACAACAAUUGGGUGGUGCAGGUAUGACUGUUCCUUCCGCUUCUGCUUCUUUAUAUGUUGGAGAACUCGACCCUUCAGUUACCGAAGCCAUGUUGUUUGAAAUGUUUAACAUGAUUGGACCAGUAGCCAGUAUUCGUGUUUGUAGAGAUGCAGUCACUAGAAGAUCUUUAGGUUAUGCCUAUGUCAAUUUCCAUAACCUUGUUGAUGCUGAACGCGCUCUUGAAUCUCUAAACUACAGUCUAAUCAAAGGACGUGCUUGUCGCAUCAUGUGGUCUCAGCGUGAUCCUGCUUUGCGUAGAACUGGUAAUGGGAAUAUCUUCAUCAAAAAUUUAGAUCCUACUAUUGACAAUAAGGCCCUUCAUGAUACCUUUUCCGCUUUUGGCAACAUUUUAUCUUGCAAAAUUGCACAAGACGAUGAAGGAAAAUCAAAAGGAUAUGGUUUCGUUCAUUAUGAGACAGAAGAAGCUGCUGAUACAGCUAUCAAGCACGUCAAUGGUAUGCUGUUGAACGAUAGAAAGGUUUUUGUCGGUCAUCAUAUUCCUCGUAAAGAACGUCAAUCAAAAAUCGAAGAAAUUCGUGCACAGUUUACAAAUGUAUACGUCAAGAAUUUAUCAGACGAUGUUGAUGAUACGCAAUUGGAUGCUAUGUUUAGUAAAUUUGGACCCAUCACUUCAGCCAUUGUUUCACGCGACGAAGAAGGAAAAUCGCGUGGAUUUGGGUUUGUCAAUUUCGAAAACCACGAUGAUGCCUAUCAAGCUGUUGAAGCCCUCAACGAAACAGAAUACCAUGGUCAGCAACUCUAUGUAUCUCGUGCACAAAAGAAGAACGAACGCGAAGAAGAACUUCGACGCCAGUACGAACAAGCCAAGCUGGAAAAACUGAGCAAGUUUCAAGGUGUCAAUCUCUAUGUCAAGAACCUAGAUGAUGAUAUCAACGAUGAUCGACUUCGACAAGAAUUCUCUGUCUAUGGCGUCAUCACAUCUGCUAAAGUCAUGCGUGAUGAAAAGACAGAUGUCAGCCGAGGAUUUGGGUUUGUUUGCUUUUCUUCGCCUGAAGAAGCCACAAGAGCCGUGACUGAGAUGAACGGCCGCAUGUUAGGCUCUAAGCCUAUCUAUGUUGCGCUUGCUCAACGUAAAGAAGUACGUCGUUCUCAACUCGAGAUCCAAAUGGCUCAAAGAAACCAAAUGCGUACUAUGGGUAUGCCCGGUGGAGUUGCAGGUGGUUAUAUGCCACCAGGUGCUCCUAUGUUUUAUGCCCCUCCUCCACAUCCUGGUAACAAUGGUGGGUUCUUGCCUCAAGCAGGUCAACGACCCAUGUUCCCCCAAGGCCAGAUGAUGCCUCGUCCUCGCUGGGCUCCACAACAAGGAUUUCCUCCUCAAGGUAUGCCUCAGCCUGGUUAUCCUCCAAUGCAAAGGCCUCCUCGUGGACCUCGUCCUCCCCGUGCCAAGGAUCGCAAGCCCGAAAAUAUCCAACCACAGGGCGAUAAUGAAGGAGUAGAUGCUGGGUCUAAUGAGGGACAGAACUCUUUAUCUGCUAAUGACCUUGCUGCUGCUGCUCCUGAAAUUCAAAAACAAAUGCUAGGUGAAAGACUGUAUCCUCUCAUUACUGCACAAGAGCCUGAAUAUGCAGGUAAAAUUACCGGUAUGCUUCUAGAAAUGGAUAAUGCAGAACUCUUGCAUUUGCUUGAAGACAGGGAAUCGUUAAGCAACAAAGUUCAAGAAGCAAUGGAUGUACUUGAGCAACAUUUAGCUACCAACACUGAAUAAGACCUU
Molecule: messenger RNA, 1896 nt
Organism: Gilbertella persicaria
Lineage: Eukaryota; Fungi; Mucoromycota; Mucoromycetes; Mucorales; Choanephoraceae
Exons: 4
Coding region: 55-1890 (611 amino acids)
Cellular component (GO): ribonucleoprotein complex
Molecular function (GO): RNA binding
Source: RefSeq, a predicted model, not a curated record